This is a messenger RNA of Annulohypoxylon truncatum, 483 nucleotides long. RefSeq lists its product as uncharacterized. The record is from RefSeq and is a predicted model, not a curated record. NCBI's taxonomy places the organism in Eukaryota, Fungi, Ascomycota, Sordariomycetes, Xylariales, Hypoxylaceae. The transcript is spliced from 3 exons. Bases 1 to 483 code for a protein of 160 amino acids.
AUGAGCGACACGUCGCAUGCGUCACAAAUCCUCUCAGGCGACCUACCAUCGCACUCCAAGUCUUCACCAGCCGUGAAUAGCUCGAGACCUUCCUUGAAGAAACGAUUCACCAGUUCAUGGGUGAAAAGACGGUCCGAUAAAGAUGACGAAGAUGGUAUCAGGGGCCCUCUCGGGCUCAGGAUCCUACAUUCCUCUCCUGAGCCGCUAGUUGAUCUGAUAUUUGUGCAUGGCUUACGAGGAGGCUCGAUAAAGACUUGGCGGAAGGACAAUGACCCCCUUUUGGAUGACUCCGAUUGGGCCAGCACGAAACCAAGCAUCCUCAAUGUUCACGACUUCGGACAGACGCUGCUGGAAGAAAUGAGAAAUUCGCCACAUCUAAGAAAGAAUCCAGGUGCCUUUAUCCUCGCGAGGGAUGUAUCGGAUUUCAGAGGCCGUAUCAAGUGCAUCUUCUUUCUUGCAACGCCACAUAGAGGAUCUGACUAG